Molecule: messenger RNA, 560 nt
Organism: Ipomoea nil (Japanese morning glory)
Lineage: Eukaryota; Viridiplantae; Streptophyta; Magnoliopsida; Solanales; Convolvulaceae
Exons: 3
Coding region: 209-547 (112 amino acids)
Source: RefSeq, a predicted model, not a curated record
UCUAAAAAAUUUCACCCAAAAAAUGACGCCUUAGCUUACUGCCAGUGUAUACCUCCAAAUUUUCUCCCUCCUUCAAAAUUCACAAAUUUCAUUCACCAGUGUCGCCCCACUACUCCUCCCUCCUCCCAACUACUUCACUCACCAUUGAAGUAAGUUAUUCAUGCUCCUUCCUCCAUUUUUGUGUGCUUCUGGAAGUUAGGGUUUUAACAUGAACUCCAGCACAGGGUCGUAUUUAAUCUGGAUUCUUCCAUAUCUCACCGGGGCAUUCGGCUCAAAAUCAGUGGAUCAGUCAGUUUGCAGAAAGAAAAGCUCAGAGAAGAGCCCUCACAUGCUGUUUUGUUUCAAGCUACACACAAACGCAAAAAGACGGGUGAGUUUGUGUGCAAAAAAUCUCAACAAAUCAUGGAAAUCGCAACUCAAAGGCAGCAAACUGAACAUGAACUUGACCAAGAAACUAUUUGGUAUGAGGCAACAUGUGGUCUCAAAAAAGGAGGUUAUGUGUGUGGCUUUGGAUCAGAUAUCCAACACUACUUUUCCGAGACGGUGAGGCAAAAGAAGUC